Messenger RNA from Condylostylus longicornis, 4359 nucleotides. RefSeq lists its product as uncharacterized. Gene Ontology annotation, biological process: positive regulation of transcription by RNA polymerase II. The transcript has 16 exons. The record is from RefSeq and is a predicted model, not a curated record. Gene Ontology annotation, molecular function: ATP binding; DNA binding; protein binding. Lineage: Eukaryota; Metazoa; Arthropoda; Insecta; Diptera; Dolichopodidae. Gene Ontology annotation, cellular component: nucleus. The coding region runs from base 1 to 4359 and encodes 1452 amino acids.
AUGAGUCAACACCACGAGGAAGCCCAAUUUCCACUUGUUCCUCCCCGCCAACAACGAGGGACGCAAUUACAGCAACAACCAACGGUGACUAGUGAUUCUGCCGUACAAGACCAUAGAGAUGUCAAUGUUCAACAGUCGUUGGACCGUCAGUUUAACACUGCACCCGGCAUCGGUCAGAGAGAACUCGUCCCCCCUCCCGCCAAACGGCAGCGCCUCUCCGAGGAAAGUUCUCCGCCUGUGGAUUUUUCGUCUGUUGGCUCUUUUCUCUAUUCAACAGAACAUGGUCCUUCUUCCUCCCCCCAUGCACCCACAAGUUCUCAUUUUCCUUCUUUGGAUUCGUCUUCCUCGGAGGCCCCAACACCCCGACAAUCCACAAAUACCCCCAUGAACGUUAACCCUCAAUAUCUUCCCAGUGUUUCUCCCAUUCUACAUAAUCUUAAAACACCCCAACCUUCCGCUCCCCAGGGGAUUCUCCCUUCUCCUGACAGUCGUGUCCCAACGGUCUCUCCCGUUUCCGUUGGGGACUCUGUUACGGAUCGCGCCGAGCCCAAUAUGCCGGCUUAUCAGUCUUCCCGUCCAUAUGUUCCCUUGCAACAGAAAACGUCGCUUCCUUCUGGUUAUCAGCAAAGUCAAUCAUCUCCCUCUUUGGUUCAACGAACCAGUACAACAGCAGCAACAGUUACAUCAACAACAACAGUUACACCAACAACAGCAACAGUUACACCAGCAGCAGUUACACCAGCAGCAGUUACACCAGCAACAGCAACAGUUACACCAACAACAGCAACACCAACCGUUACACCAACAACAGAUACAGCAACAGCAGAAGUUACAACAACAGCAGCAGCUACAACAGUUACAACAGCAACAACAUUACAACAGCAACAACAGUUACAACAACAGAUGCAACAACAGCAACAGCUUCAACAGCUGUUCUUGCUCCAGCAACGACAGCAACUGCAGCAACAACAAGAUCAGCAGAUUCAGCGAUCUUUUAGGAGUCCGUCGCAACAAAACACUGAAGGUUCUUCUCCCACUCCACCACUUCAACCAUCCAGGGCAGAAGCGUCAACAACAGAAUCAAGUGGAUUAAGAAUCGAUACACGUUUUCCGUUUCUGGUCAGUGAAGUCAAACGCACAAUUGAAGAGGGACGGGCGGUAUUAACAGUCCCUGGUGCCCAUCAACAAAACUCUCUGGGUCAAGAUUCUGUACUUUCUCUUCUACUUCAUCAUGACGCGUCUCUGAUAGAAAAGUUGCGAAUGGCAUCAAGAGAUUCGGAAAGUGCCGUGAAGCGCGGGACUCUACUUCAUCGAUUGCACCGUGAAAUCGAUCAGCUUGAAUCUGCGCUGAUGCUUGAAGAGAAACAGGAAGACACUCCGACGUCUAUGGAAGCACCACCCGCGCCAGUUAAAACAUUCAAUACUUGGUUCGAGUUGUAUGAUGAUUUGAAGAGACAACGGUUGCUAAGAAUGAAGUCUCCAUCUUUUUGGAAGGAGGAGCAAAAACAAUUGAAAGAUCAAACUGACGUCCCUGUUGCUGCCGACAUGGCGGAAAACGGACUGGGUCAUGAACGUCUAGAGGCUGCUCUCGGCAAAACCGAUGAUUCUAAAUCGAAGCGACCCUCCCGUCGUCGUUGGGCGAGACUAGCGGAGUUUCAGAAUUACAUUAGAACUCAAGUGACGGUCCAUCACUCGAUUGCGAGUGCGUCUGCUUCGUCUUUUGGACCAGACGACCCUCGAAGUUCUGUUGUUUCCCAUUUGCCUCCGCAAAUAUCAAUUUCAUCGCGAGAGGGAAGAAAAACGAAAUUGCUAGGCCGUCUUCGAACUGAAUCCCAGAUGCUCUUGAGGGAUUUGGAUGAUCGAAAACGCGCGAGGCUUGAUUUUCUUAAAGAGGUGGUACGACAUCGUAAUCGUUUUGUAGACUUUCAUGCAAGAAACGUGAAACUCACAAAAAGAGUUGCAUUGAAUCUGAGUCGACAGCUCGCAGCAAGAGAGCGAAAAGAUUUGAGUUCUGAGGCUCAAUUUCAGAGAGAGCGUUUGGCGGCGUUGCGGGCGAGAGACGAAGUUCAAUAUAUGAAGCUUUUAAGAGAAACGAAAAAUCAGCGCUUAUUAGAAUUGGUCAAACAAACAGAAGACUAUAUGAAUCAACUUGGAACUCUCGUAAGGCAACAUCGCGACGAGCAACAGCGUAAUGGAAGAACGGAGGAAGCUGCAAAUGACGCGAAGGAGGAAGAAGACGGUCCUUCAUACGAUGCUUUAAUAGCAGCGAAAAAUCGAUACUUCGAACUCACCCAUUCAAUUCAAGAGGAAGUCGUUGUUCCCCCAAGCAAUUUGAAGGGAGGACAAUUGCGAGAGUACCAAUUAAAGGGAUUGUCAUGGAUGGUAUCCUUGUAUAACAACAAUCUCAAUGGAAUCCUCGCGGAUGCAAUGGGUUUGGGUAAAACCAUACAAACAAUUUCGCUACUUGGUUAUCUGCAUGAAGUGAAGGGCACAAAGGGACCGUUUUUGAUCGUGGCGCCCUUAUCGACGCUCCAUAGUGGCUGGGUCGCUGAAUUCAAGAAAUGGCUCCCAUCAUUUCAUGUUGUAAUUUAUGAUGGAUCCAAGGAUCUUCGUAAAAGCCUGCGUAUGAAGUAUUUUGGCACGUCCAACGAUGCUGGUGUUGCCUUCAACGUAUUGUUGACAACAGACGCAUUCAUUAUGAAAGAUGCAACACACUUGAAAAAAAUAAAUUGGGAGUAUUUGAUAGUCGAUGAAGCUCAUCGGCUUAAAAAUCCGCAAUCCAAAUUGGUUCAAGUACUAACAGAUAAGCGUGCCGGUCGCGGGUUUCGAGUGAAGAGACGUUUAGCGUUGACGGGAACUCCGCUUCAAAAUGAUUUACAAGAAGUUUGGGCUUUGCUGAAUUUUUUGAUGCCGACAAUAUUCAACUCGUCGGAAACUUUCAAACAAUGGUUUAAUGCACCGCUAUCGCAAGCUGGGUCUCAACACCAGGUUGAUAUUACGGAAGAGGAACAGCUUCUUAUCGUUGACCGUCUACAUAAAGUUCUUCGGCCAUUUCUCUUACGUCGAGAGAAGAAGGAAGUCGAGAACGAGGUUCCUCAGAAGCAUGAGGAAGUUCUUUGGUGUCCGAUGUCCGGACUUCAGCAAGAACUCUACAAAGUGAUUGAGUCUAGAGAAACACCAAAUGGUGCAUCCGUCGCCUCGAAUGUUCUCAUGCAAUUGAGGAAGGUGUGCAAUCAUCCGUAUCUAUUUUGUCCCAAAGGCCCAGCUGGACCAGAAAUUCCAAGUCAGUUGAAUGCCGAUGAAAGUUUGCUACGGGUCUGUGGGAAAUUCUGGGUUCUUGAUGACGUUCUGACUAAAUUGAAAGCAACUGGCCAUCGCGUUCUCAUUUUCUCUCAAAUGGUGAAAUUGUUAAAUAUUCUGGAGGUCUUCCUCUCCCUUCGUGGUUGGGCAUUUCUACGCCUGGAUGGUUCAACAUCUAGUGAAGAUCGACUGACCCGAUUGUCUCUCUUCAAUCAACCGAAUUCGCCCUAUUUUAUAUUCUUGUUGUCGACGAAAGCGGGCGGUUUGGGUGUCAAUCUUCAAACAGCUGACACUGUGAUCAUAUACGAUUCUGAUUGGAACCCGCAAAAUGACGAACAAGCGCAAUCCAGAGCGCAUCGAAUCGGGCAAACGAGGGAAGUUCUGAUUCUUCGGUUGAUUACAGCUGAUACGGUCGAAGAAAGAAUUUUAACUGCGGCGGGAAUUAAGCUUGAUAAGGACGCUUUGGUGAUUAAGAGCGGAAUGUUUUACGAUUCUCAUCAUGAUCUCGAAGACGAGCGGAGGAAUAGAGUGAAAGCCGUCUUGUCAAAAAAAAAUCAACGGCAAUCCGCGACAUUUUAUGAGCACGGCGUCGUGAACAGAAUACUCGCUCGAACUGAAGAAGAGUUGGCCGUUUUUAGCAAAGUCGAUAAGAAACGAAGAUUGCUGGGCCUCGGCGGUCUGAUUCUUCAAUCUGGUUUUCCACCAAUUUUGAAUCGGCUGAGUCGUAAUCCGAGCCAGACGAGUGCAAAUGAAUGGAGGGCAGCAUAUGCACAGGAUUGUCCAUGGGUUGCUAAGAAUCGAGAUAUCAUCACAGCAGAAAAGGAUUCUCCCGAAAUUCUUUCCACUAAGAAGUCAUUGAUAAACAAGAACGUGUUGAGAGCGAUUUCGGAAAUUUGUUCAAAUGCAAAUCGAGAUGUAUCAGCAGCCUCCGUUAUCCCAUUUAUCAACGUUCCCAACUCCGUGGACCAUCCAACCUACGCUGAUAUCAUACAGCAACCAAUGUGCCUUCAGCAUAUAAAGACGUUUGCCGAAAGACAAAACUUCUCAUCCCUUGUGUAA